AAAGCCAGGUAUUUUUGUUCUGUUUGUACACCAGCUAGCACAAUGGAGUUCUCGUCCAUAAAUGCUUCAGUAAUACAAAUAAUACAUCAGGAAGAAGCUGAACAGGGCACCAGCCCCUUUUCAGAUCACCUUUAAAUAAGAGUAAUUAAUAUAAGAAGACAGACAAGUGGGGUGUUUGUGUUUCAGGAGCUGUACCAAGUUCAUAAUUCAUUAAGUAACAUGUUUGUGGACAUAUGUUUGUGUGUUUCUGAACUAUAUUUGGAUGUACUGGCUAUAAAAAGCCCUCAGUGCAAAGUGACCUUUAGCAGAAGUCAGAUCUCCUGUCCGUGCUGUUGCUGACUGCCCAUGAGAGAAGAUUCAAGCCUAUUAAAAUUGCAUUUCUUCUCUUCUUGUUCCCCAUGAGGAUGACCAAAGAGGCCAUAUCUCUGCACUCCAUGAACCAGACAUUAAACAGGUCACAAAGGACUAUGUGUGUUAGUACUACAAGGAGGAACAAGGCAAGGCUCCAUUGUGCUGGGAAGGGGCUAUAGCAAGAUGGGGCAAGGGAAGAAACUAACAACUACUAGAAUAACAGGACCACCCUGCCCUACAUUAAGAACAGAAGAAUGGCCAUACUGGGUCCACCCAGCCCAGUAUCCUGUCUACUGACAGUAACCAAUGCCAGGUGUCCCAGAGGGAGUGAACCUAAAAGGGUGGAAAACAGGCUGCAGAACGUGGAGAGACAGUUCAAAGAGCUAAACUCUGCCAUGGAGAAACUGACUCAGAAGCUGCAGUUUCAGGAUAAAGCUCUGGAGAAGCUGGUGGGCGAGGAUGAGAUGUGGAUAUCCUUGCUGGAAGACAGGUUCACUUCAGUGGAGAUAAAUCUUUUCUACAGCUAUGUCAGUGAAAUGCUUUGCUGCUUGCAUUCCUGUGUCAGAGCAAAGCUGCCAGAUCUGGCGGGAGGCCUCCCCACCUUAGCCUCUGUCAUGAGGCGCAAAGGCAAGAACCAGAGAAUUAGACUGGUGUGGGAAGCAGUGCUGGAGAUGCUGGGGAUGCAAGAAGGAGAUGUCUUAGCUCUAUGCACCUUUUUCAUCAUACAUUGCUCUGAAGCACAGUAUUACCCAGCUAACCAGAGGCAAAAGUACACCAGUGAUAUCAGCAUGAUGAUAACCAAGGUGGUGAAGAACCAGAUCCUUCAACAGAGCCUGCUGUGUGCUGUCCAGGUGGUAGAGACUUGCAGAGCACAGAUGGAUCCAAAAAAGAUAGCAACCCUUGUCCAAAAAUAACCUAUGUGGCAGAUUUCUUAAACUCCCUUACCCAUUUAGGAUAAACAAGCUUACAACCUAAACUGGUUCCUACAUAAACAUGCAAUUACAUACUCAUGCAUGUGUAUAUCAACACACAGAUCCAUAUGUACAAACGCUCUGAACCAUGACACACCAAUGUGUAUCAUGAGUCUGAAAAGCCAGGCAGAUUCCCAGAAUCAAUACAGCAGUCAUCACCAUCAUAUACAAGCUCAGUAUGUACAUGCAAAUGUGUAGCCAGAGGCUGCUGGGAGGGACAGAAAGAUUCUUCUGUCUCUUAGCUAAAAUAUUUUGACACUUGCAUAAUGCUGAAGAGUUCAAAUGCCAACAUUUUCCAGCAUAAAAUCUGCUUUGCUCUACUUUGUAUUCUCAUUGCAUGUCUAUGAAAGCUGUAAACUGUAGUAUGAAACAAACACUCAUUUCUUAUAAUAAAACUCCUUGGUUUACCAUUUAAUGUGUGUACUGCUCUGCAGAAAAUCAGUAUUUUCACAGAAUUCUAGGAAUAUAGAACUGGAAGGGAUCUCAUGAAGUCAUCAAGACCAGUCCACCAUCCUGAGGCAGGACUAAACCUACUUUAGACCAUCCCUGACAGGUGUCUGUCCAACCUGUACUUAACCUCCAAUGAUGGGGAUUCCACAGUCUCCCUUAAAAGCCUAUUCCAGAAUUGAACUACUCUAGAAAGUUUUUCCUAAUAUCUAAUUUAAAAUCUUCUUUGCUGCAGAUUAAGCCUAUUAGUUCUUGUCCUACCUUCAGCGGAGAUGCAGAACAAUUGAUCACCAUCCUCUUUACAACAGCACUUAAUGUAGUUAAAGAUUUACCAGGUCCCCCUCAGUCUUUUCUCAAGAUUACACUUGUGCAGUUUUUUUAACCUUUCCUCAUAGGUCAGGUUUUCAAAACUUCUUAUUUUUGUGGCUCACCUCUGGACUCACGCCAGUUUAUCCCUAUCUUUUCUGAAGUGACACUCAGAAUUGGAUACACUACUCCAGCUGAGGCUUCACCAGUGCUGACUAGAAUAGGACAAUUACCUCCUAUGUUUCAUAUAUGAUACUCCCGUUAAUAGACCCCAGACUGAUAUUAGUUCUUUUUGCAACUUCAUCACACUUCUGACUCAUAUUCAAUUUAUGAUCCACUAUAACCCUCAGAGGGGUAGCCAUGUUAGUCUGGAUCUGUAAAAGCAUCUGACGAAGUGGGUAUUCACCCACGAAAGCUCAUGCUCCAAUACGUCUGUUAGUCUAUAAGGUGCCACAGGACUCUUUGCUGCUAUAACCCUCAGAUCCUCUUCAGCAGCACUAACCCUGGCCAAUUAUUCCAUUUUGUAUUUGUGCAUUUGAUUUCUCCUUCCUUAGGGCAGUACUUUACACUUGUCUUUACUGAAUGUCAUUUUGUUGAUUUCAUAAGAACUGCCAUACUGGAUCAGACCAAUGGUCCAUAUAGCACAGUAUUCUGACUCUGACUGGCAAUUUUGGAGAGAUCCACUCAUGUCUUCACCUUCUGGCAUUCAGAGGUUUAUGGUCACACUGAGCAUGGAGUUAUAUCCCUGACCCUCUUGGCUAAUUGCCAUUGCUAGUUGCUGGACAUAUUCUUCAUGAGCUUAUCUAGUUCUUUUUUGAACCCAAUUAUACUUUUCGCCAUCACAACAUCCUAUGGCAAUGAGUUCUUCAGGUUGACUGUGUGUUAUGUGAAAAAGUACUUCCUUAUGUUUGUAUUAAACCUGCUGCCUAUUAAUUUCAUUGCCUAACCCCUGGUUUUUGUAUUGUGGGAAGGGGUAACAUGUCUCUAUUCACUUUUUCCAUACUGUUCAUUAUUUUAUAGAGUUCUGUCAUAUGUCUCCUUCAUCAUCUCUUUUCUAAUCUUAACAGCCCUAAUCAUUUUAGGCUCUACUGAUAUGGAAGCCGUUCUAUAGCUUUGAUCAUCUUUGUUGCCCUUCUCUGAACCUUUUCCAGUUCCACUAUAUCCCUUUUGAGAUAUGGAGACAAGAACUAGAUACAGUAUUCAAGGUGUGGAUGCACCAUAGAUUUAAAUAUUGGUGCUAUGGUAUUAUGUCUUCUUUUCUAUUCCUUUCCUAAUAGCGCCUAACAUUCUGUAAGCCCUUUUGACCACUGCUGCACACAGCUGAAGUUUUCAGAGAACUAUCCAUAGUAACGCCAAGAUCUCUUUCUGGAGUGGUAACAGCUAAUUUAGAAGCCAUCAUUUUUAUAUAAAGAGAGAGAUUGAGAUUAUUUGCACUUGUCAUUGCUGAAGCUUGUCUGCCAUUCUGUUGCCCAGUCAUUCAGUUUUGUUAGUUUCCCACGUAACUCUUUACAGUAAGCUUAGGACUUAAAAUUCUUGAAUACUUGUGUCAUUUGAAAACAUUACCAUGGCCCUGUUCUCCCCUUUUUACAGAUCAUUAGUGAAUAUGUUGAAUAGCACUGGUCCCAGUUCAGAUCAAUUACCUAUUUGGCAAGUUCAUUUUGAAUUCUAAGAGCAUCCUCCAAAGUGAUUGCAACCCCUCAGCUUUGUCUCAACUGCAGACUUCAUUAGCAUACUCUCCACUUCACUAUCCAAGUCAUUAAGGAAAAUAUUGAAUAGUAUUGGACCCUGGCCUGACCCCUGCAGGUAGGGUUGCCAUCUGGCCAGUAUAUGACAGUCCUGGCCAGGUUUUCUAAAGAUUUGCCAAUUACCAGAAAAAUAAUUUAAUCUGCCAGGGUUUUUUUGCAUGGGGUCUAAAAAUUUUCAUUAUUAUCAUAAUACCCUGGUACCUCAAAUGUUAAAAGUUUCUAAUUCCAGCUAAAGAUGAUACUUUAAGUGGCUGUUAAGGGGGGGGGGGGCAUUUAAGAGUUUCCUUGUAGUUAAGUUAAGCGGGUUAACAUACCAGUGAUGACUCAACUUUGAGUAUGGUCUUUCAAGCAGUUAUACACCCAUUUUAUAGUAAUUUCACCUAGUCCACGUUUUCCUGGUCAGUUAAUGUCAUGUGAAAUUACGCCAAAAGCCUGACUACAAUCAAGCUAUAGCCUGCCCACCCCACCUCGCCAGCAGUGUCAGAGCAGGCUAAGGGCCCAGACUGGGUGUAGGAAGGGGAAUCCCUGCCAACUUGAAAACAUAUUUAAACUACAUGAGUUAUAAUCAAGUAUCAGAGGGGUAGCCGUGUUAGUCUGGCUCCGUAAA
This is a messenger RNA of Gopherus flavomarginatus (Mexican gopher tortoise), 4427 nucleotides long. It is a transcript of the gene SMCO1, whose product is annotated as single-pass membrane protein with coiled-coil domains 1. The record is from RefSeq and is a predicted model, not a curated record. The transcript has 4 exons. NCBI's taxonomy places the organism in Eukaryota, Metazoa, Chordata, Testudines, Testudinidae. Bases 606 to 1265 code for a protein of 219 amino acids.